Fusarium falciforme is the source of this 3291-nucleotide messenger RNA. RefSeq lists its product as hypothetical. The transcript has a single exon. The record is from RefSeq and is a predicted model, not a curated record. Lineage: Eukaryota; Fungi; Ascomycota; Sordariomycetes; Hypocreales; Nectriaceae. Bases 1 to 3291 code for a protein of 1096 amino acids.
AUGGCGUGGUUCAAGGACGCUCUCACAAAGGCGGUGCAGCAGGCGAGUCAGGAGUAUCAGAGGGAGAGGGAGAGGCAGCAACAGGGUGGAGGAGGUUCUUCGCAGCGACAACCUCAGUCUCCUCAGUAUCAGCAGCCUCAGCCCCAACAGCAGUAUCAACAACCACAAUAUCAGCACGUUCCGCCUCCGCCGCCAUAUGGUCCGACCAGUCCCCAGCAGUCUCAAGAUCUAGCGCAGAUCCAGGCACAAGCUGAAGCACAACUACAAGCUGCCAGGGCCCAAGCCGCCAGAGAACAAGCCGAGGCCGAGGCUCAGUUACAGGCCGCCAAGGCUCAGGCAGCUCAGGAACAAGCACGAGCUCAAGCCCAACUCGAAGCUGCCCAAGCCCAGGCUCUCCAGGAAAUCGAACGUUCUCGGGCUGCUCAGGAUGAAGCAACCAAGCAGCUCGAGGCGCAAUGGCGCGAGGCGGAGAGAUUGGCAGCACAGUACAAGGCCCAGUAUGAGGCGCAAAUGAAGAGUGCGGAGGAGGAAAUGGCCAGGCUGAACCUCGAGGCAGAGAAGCAGCAGCGACAAGCGCAGGAGGAACUGACUGCGUUGAAGGCAGAGGAGGCCAAACAACGACAGCGCGCCGAGGACGAGAUUAUAAGGGAGCAGCAGAGGCUCCUAGAUGAGAUCCAGAAAGCCAAGGAGGAAACAGAAGUUGCGCCGCCGCCGCUGCCAAGAAGGCCAGUUUCCAUGGUUGGAACAAGUCAGCCGCAAUCAUACCAAUCUCUUCCCAGCCAUCGAAACUCAUAUCUGUCGCCUCUUCCAGGUCCACCGAGUCAUCCGCCGCCAAAUCCUUCACAGGCGCAGUAUAUGCCUCCGCCACCACCAGGACCUCCUCCCAUUCAAACGACCAGCCCGAGCCACCAGAACCGGCAGAGCGUCUACCCAUCUCCAACUUCCGGGCCUACGAUUCAGUUGCCAUCGAGUUCGUCGCCACAGCAGACUCCUUACUAUCCUCCGCCUCCGCCGAGUCCCUCACAGCAGCAAUGCCAUCCUCAAUACAACCCCUCUCAGCCAGUACAGGGGCAGCCGGCUCCUCCGGCUUCUCAAAGCACUUUUCAGACGCCAUCAUUACCACCUAGAAUAUCACCAGACCAGCCAGUAGUCAACCCUUCACAGCAGCAGGUCCCUCACUAUCCGCCACCUCCACCAAGUCCUUCACAGCCCCAAACCCAGACUCAAUACAAUUCACCCCUCUCGCCGUCGAUUGAGACAAACCUAGCUCAAGGAGAGAGCAGUGGCUCGCAUCUUUCACCAGCCCCAAGUCAGGUGGUAACAAGCCCUUCACAGAUCCCUUACUACCCGCCGCCUCCAGGUCUCCCGCCACGAGUACAGACAAACCUGGCUCAAGAAGAUCAAAACUCGCAUCCAUCACCUGCUCCAAGCCAAGGAGUGGCGAGUCCUUCGCAGACCCCUUACUCUCCUCCUCUGGACUCUUCCAGCCAGCCAGCACAAAGUCCUCAACAGCAGCCUCAAGCUUCACCCUAUGUCUCUCAGCCCAGACGAGAAGCCACUCCUACUCGCCCCAAAACACCUCGCGUCCACACACCGGGACCACCGCAAGAACACGCCUCCGGCGCAAAGCCACUAUCUGAAUGCUCCUCAGCCGUAACAACAACAGCACAGCAUUGGUUCUUCCACCCCUCCGUACCUGAAUUCACCAUUUGCGCCUGGUGCUACGUCAAACACAUCUACGACACCAGAUUCCGCGAUUCCUUCACAAAGAUGUACUGUGAUGACAAGGAACAGCGCAGAUGUCGCUUCGCAUCACGUCGUCUCAAAGAAACACUCUUUCCUGAAGCUGUGAAAUCAGGAUGUCUAGAUGAGUGUGUAGCCUUUAUGAAGAAGCGAAUAACUAUCAAAGACUGCCUCGAGCAAACCCAGAUAGAAGGAGAUCCCUGGUACACGACGCCGGACGUCCCCAACAGCACCCUUUGCCAGGCCUGCUUCGAGGACGACGUCAGCGGGACAUCCUUUGCAAAGCACUACCAACUCCAGACCGUCCAGGGAGCGUGCUUCUGCGACUCGGCAGCUUGGUUUCUAAAACGCAAGUUCUCAGAAUAUCUCAAAGAGGAUAACUGGGCCAAGUUUGCAGAGGAGAUGAGCGUGAGGGUUACAUUACCCCCCUGCCCACGCAUGGAAGACAUCAAGGCUAAUGACCGUCAAUGGUACAAGCCCAAGAACGGACCUUCCAGUCUUCAGGCGUGCGUGACAUGCUACUUUGACUACUUUUACCGGUCUGAAGAUGAAGACCUGUUUGAGCAGGUUAGCGGAGGAGACUUCCACACACGAUGCACAAUGGGCCAGCUUAACCGCCUCAUCCCGAUGCAUCAAGCACUAGCCGACGAGGAUAGAAGUCUAUUCUGGAAAGCCGCCUUUGCAAUCGACAAGUAUCCCUUCUGCCACAAGGACGGCAUCAAGGGCGGAACUUGGUACACGUUGCCCGGCGAUACUCCAGGUUGGGGAAUAUGCGCCGCCUGCUAUGAAGGCGUCAUAAAGACCGUCGGUGGAUCACGUUGGUUCGUCCAAGACAAAGACGUAUCGCAAGAUGAGACGUAUCUCUGCUGCUUCAACAUGAACCACGCCCGCGCACAGGGAAGUCUCCAAGCCUACGACAAUGCCCACAACCUAGGCGACUGGAAGCUCCUAGCCAACUAUGCCGCAAGAUGGACAAACGUGAGGCCAUGUCCUCGAGCAAAGCACAAAUCUGGAAAGAACCGUCCAUGGUGGGGAUGGGGUGUCUUGGCCAUCUGUGAAGAGUGCUAUCUCAACUUUGCCCAAGGAACAGCACUCGAGCCUCGAUAUGCACUCAAAGGCGCGAGAGAACCGGAUAACGAGAGGAUGUGCGAUCUCUUUUCGCCUCGUAUGAGGGGGCUAUACACCGAAGCGUGCAAGACGGGUGAUCUCCACGGCUUGUUGGCGCUUGCAGAGCAGAGACACGUUAUCUACACGCAGACCAUCAUGCAGUGCGAGCAGAUCCUGGUACAACAACGGAUAGCAGCGAUGAAGGCUCAAUAUCUGGGGAGACAGGGGACUUUUUACAAGAGUCUAGGCUGGUCGCAAGAUGCAGUCAUGGGCCAUAGCUACACGGUAGGAAACUCGUACGCCGGGUACGGGCAUGCGAAUGAGUGGGUGUUGCAAGGCCAUGCAUACGAUCGACAAGCCAGCGAGAUGACAGCUCAAGUCGGAGGAGGCAGUAUCCUUCAAGUCGGCAUGCUAGAAGCAAGGUGGAAAGAAGUCGAGUGA